This is a messenger RNA of Hordeum vulgare subsp. vulgare (domesticated barley), 1534 nucleotides long. RefSeq names its product S-adenosylmethionine synthase 4. The transcript is spliced from 2 exons. Gene Ontology annotation, molecular function: ATP binding; methionine adenosyltransferase activity. Gene Ontology annotation, biological process: S-adenosylmethionine biosynthetic process. The coding region runs from base 116 to 1306 and encodes 396 amino acids. The record is from RefSeq and is a predicted model, not a curated record. Gene Ontology annotation, cellular component: cytosol. Lineage: Eukaryota; Viridiplantae; Streptophyta; Magnoliopsida; Poales; Poaceae.
AUAAUCCCGAGCCCACGAUCCUGGUCCUCCCCCCUACGCCGUGCUGUGCUCGAGUGUCAACGUCAUCCCGUAGCCCCGCCGCCGCCUCCGCCACAAGCGAACAAGGCCAAAGAAGAUGGCUGAAGUUGAAACCUUUCUCUUCACAUCUGAGUCUGUCAAUGAGGGGCACCCUGACAAGCUCUGUGACCAGAUAUCUGAUGCUGUGCUAGAUGCAUGCCUGGCUGAAGAUCCUGACAGCAAGGUUGCUUGUGAGACAUGCACCAAGACCAACAUGGUCAUGGUUUUCGGUGAGAUCACUACCAAGGCCAAUGUUGAUUAUGAGAAGAUUGUCAGGGACACUUGCCGUGGCAUUGGUUUUGUGUCCAAUGAUGUAGGGCUUGAUGCUGACCACUGCAAGGUACUUGUCAACAUUGAGCAGCAGUCCCCUGACAUCGCUCAGGGUGUCCAUGGCCACUUUACCAAGCGGCCUGAGGAGAUUGGCGCUGGUGACCAGGGCCAUAUGUUUGGAUAUGCAACUGAUGAGACUCCUGAGUUCAUGCCCCUCAGCCAUGUUCUUGCUACCAAGCUUGGAGCUUGUCUCACCGAGGUUCGCAAGAACGCGACCUGCCCGUGGUUGAGGCCUGAUGGCAAGACCCAGGUGACUGUGGAGUAUCACAAUGACAAUGGUGCCAUGGUCCCUAUACGUGUCCACACUGUGCUCAUCUCUACCCAGCAUGAUGAGACAGUGACCAACGAUGAGAUUGCUGCUGAUCUGAAGGAGCAUGUGAUUAAGCCUGUCAUCCCAGAGCAGUACCUUGAUGAGAAUACCAUCUUCCAUCUCAACCCAUCUGGCCGCUUUGUCAUUGGUGGACCUCAUGGCGAUGCUGGUCUCACUGGCAGGAAGAUCAUCAUUGACACUUAUGGUGGCUGGGGAGCUCAUGGUGGAGGCGCUUUCUCUGGCAAGGACCCAACCAAGGUUGACCGCAGUGGUGCAUAUAUUGCAAGGCAGGCGGCGAAGAGCAUUGUCGCCAGUGGCAUUGCCCGCCGCUGCAUCGUCCAGGUGUCUUAUGCUAUUGGCGUGCCUGAACCACUCUCUGUCUUUGUUGACACAUACGGCACGGGCAAGAUCCCUGACAAGGAGAUCCUCGAGAUUGUUAAGGAGAACUUCGACUUCAGGCCAGGCAUGAUCAUCAUCAACCUUGACCUCAAGAGGGGCGGGAGCGGGCGCUACCUCAAGACGGCGGCAUACGGGCACUUCGGCAGGGAUGGCGCGGACUUCACCUGGGAGGUUGUGAAGCCCCUCAAGUGGGAGAAGCCUUCUGCCUGAGCAAACACUUAGCGAAGCCUCUGAAUAAAAUUAGUUUUACCUGUCGCAGCAAGUAAUAUCUCUAUUCAUUGCUCCAGUGCUGCAACGGUGCAAGUCUUUUUUUUUCAGUGUGUUUAGAGGUGCAUGUAUCGUGGGUGUGCUACUUGUGUUCUUAUCUGCUCAAGUCAUGGUAAUGGUGACGACAAGAUUGAAACUAUCCAAGAAAUAUAGCUCUCCACUCUUUGGUAA